Messenger RNA from Drosophila rhopaloa, 1268 nucleotides. It is a transcript of the gene Pka-C2, whose product is annotated as cAMP-dependent protein kinase catalytic subunit 2. Gene Ontology annotation, cellular component: nucleus; cAMP-dependent protein kinase complex. Lineage: Eukaryota; Metazoa; Arthropoda; Insecta; Diptera; Drosophilidae. The record is from RefSeq and is a predicted model, not a curated record. Gene Ontology annotation, molecular function: cAMP-dependent protein kinase activity; ATP binding. The transcript is spliced from 5 exons. Gene Ontology annotation, biological process: peptidyl-serine phosphorylation. Bases 162 to 1226 code for a protein of 354 amino acids.
GAAGUGAUGUAUUUCCAAAUUUCGAGUGUAUCAAGCUCCGACAGCGCACAUUACCCCAAAGACUUACCAUUCGAAACCGCUUCGCUAGUCCAGCUCCGCAACGGAAGCCACUCGCAAAGGCGACGUAAGAUGCGCGAUUGGCCGGAUAGUGGACUGCUGUUAUGAGCCAGCAAAAUACGCAGUACUCCUUCAACUCCAAGGAAGACUACAACACCACCCUGGAACACAUGAGUCGGGAGUUCGACGAGCGCUGGAACCACCAGACGCAGUCGCCCUACACCAAUCUGGAGAACUAUGUAACUCGAGCUGUUCUCGGCAACGGCAGCUUUGGCACUGUGAUGCUGGUCAAGGAGAAGUGUGGCAAGAACUACUACGCCGCCAAGAUGAUGAGCAAGGAGGAUCUGGUGCGGCUCAAGCAGGUGGCCCACGUCCACAACGAGAAGCACGUGCUGAAUGCCGCCCGAUUCCCAUUCCUCAUCUACCUGGUGGACUCCACGAAGUGCUUCGACUACCUCUACUUGAUUCUGCCUCUUAUAAACGGCGGUGAGCUGUUCAGCUACCACCGCAGGGUUCGCAAGUUCAACGAGAAGCAGGCCCGCUUUUAUGCCUCUCAGGUGGCUUUGGCCCUCGAGUAUAUGCAUAAGAUGCACCUCAUGUACCGCGAUCUGAAACCAGAGAACAUCCUGCUCGACCAGCGAGGCUAUAUCAAACUCACGGACUUUGGUUUCACAAAGCGAAUAGAUGGGCGCACAUCGACUCUGUGCGGAACUCCGGAAUAUUUGGCCCCGGAGAUUGUGCAACUCCGGCCGUAUAACAAAUCGGUGGAUUGGUGGGCCUUCGGGAUAUUGGUGUACGAGUUUGUGGCGGGGCGCUCGCCCUUCGCCAUUCACAAUCGCGACGUCAUCCUGAUGUAUUCCAAGAUCUGUGUCUGCGACUAUAAGAUGCCAAGCUAUUUUACUUCCCAGCUGAAGCACCUCGUCGAGAGCUUGAUGCAGGUGGACACCUCAAAGCGUUUAGGAAACUCGAACGAGGGCGCCAUGGACGUGAAGGGACAUCCGUGGUUUGUCGGAGUCGACUGGUUCGGCAUCCUCAACCAGGAGGUCACCGCACCCUACUUGCCCACCAUCAGCGGCGCCGAGGAUCUGUCCAACUUCGAGAACUUCGAGUUCAAGGACCGCUUGAAGUCCCGAAUAAAUCGACAUCCCGAGUUGUUUUCCAAUUUUUAAAUGUAAAAUUUGUCCGUAAAAAUCGUCGUUUUCUUUGUUAUA